Rhinolophus ferrumequinum (greater horseshoe bat) is the source of this 1842-nucleotide messenger RNA. RefSeq names its product inositol 1,4,5-triphosphate receptor associated 2 (gene IRAG2). The record is from RefSeq and is a predicted model, not a curated record. The coding region runs from base 44 to 1522 and encodes 492 amino acids. The transcript has 17 exons. Gene Ontology annotation, cellular component: endoplasmic reticulum membrane. NCBI's taxonomy places the organism in Eukaryota, Metazoa, Chordata, Mammalia, Chiroptera, Rhinolophidae.
AGCUGGUCCCCAUCCAGGAACAGCUGUUUCAGGUUGCAUCAGGAUGAAUGAUGACGUAAGUAUGGAGGAGAAUGGUGUUGAAUGCUUGUAUUCUGAGAGCCUGCCACCAUCCAGGGAAUAUUCCACACUACCAUCUCCAGGACACACUUCAUCCACUGAUUCUGGAUCAGAAAUUUUGAAGGUGGCUUCUGGUGUCCUCGAUUGUAAAUCACUCUGUAAGGAAGAGGAGGAUACAAGAUCAGCUUCUGCUGUGAUAAAAAUCAAAGACACAAGUCCAGCUCACGAGAACAUUGUACUCCAAGGCUCUGUGAGUGAGGACAAAACCAUGUUAAAUCUGGAAGCCAAAGAGGAAUCGAAAACAAUAGAUGAGCAUAAAAAAGAAUGUGCUAUGGGAGACACUGCUGUUUCCUCUCUUCCUGAAACCACUGUGAAAUCAGUUAACUUUAAACAAAGUGACAAUGCUUCUGCUAAUGAGAAGGAGGUGGAGGCUGAAUUUCUCAGAUUAUCUUUGGGAUUUAAGUGUGAUUGGUUCACCUUGGAGAAAAGAGUGAAGCUUGAAGAAAGAUCUCGUGACUUGGCAGAAGAAAAUUUGAAAAAAGAAAUCACUAACUGUUUAAAGCUAUUGGAGUCUCUAACACCUCUUUGUGAAGAUGACAACCAGGCCCAGGAAAUCAUUAAGAAGCUGGAGAAUAGUGUGACGUUCCUUGACCAGUGCACAGCACGAGUUGCCAGCAGAGCUGAGAUGUUGGGAGCCAUUAAUCAGGAAAGCCGGGUUAGUAAAGCAGUUGAAGUCAUGAUUCAGCAUGUAGAAAACCUGAAGAGAAUGUAUGCUAAAGAGCAUGCUGAAUUAGAAGAAUUGAAACAGGUUCUUUUGCAAAAUGAAAGAUCUUUUAACCCUCUUGAAGAUGAAGAUGACUGCCAAAUUAAAAAACGCUCAGCUUCUCUAAACUCCAAGCCAUCUUCUCUUCGAAGAGUGACCAUUGCCUCUUUACCCAGAAAUAUUGGAAAUGCAGGAAUGGUAGCUGGGAUGGAAAAUAAUGACCGAUUCAGUAGGAGGUCAAGCAGUUGGCGUAUUUUGGGGACAAAGCAGAGUGAACACCGUCCCUCAUUACAUCGAUUUAUCAGCACCUAUUCCUGGGCAGAUGCUGAAGAAGAAAAAUGUGAACUAAAAACUAAAGAUGACUCAGAACCACCUGGAGAAGAAAUAGUAGAAAGGACCAGAAAGCCAAGUCUUACUGAAAAGAGAAAUAAUCCAUCAAAAUGGGAUGUCUCUUCAGUUUAUGACGCAAUAGCUUCCUGGUCUACAAAUCUCAAGACUUCCAUCAGAAAGGCUAAUAAGGCACUCUGGCUUUCUGUUGCGUUAAUUGUACUGUUUGCAGCUUUGAUGAGCUUCCUCACAGGCCGAUUUUUCCAAAAGUCUGUGGAUGCGGCUCCCACACAGGAUGGAGACUCCUGCGUGUCUCUAGAACAUAUCUUGUGGUCAUUUACCAGACUCCGACACAAUGGGCCACCGCCAGUGUGACUGCAGCACAUCCUAAUGUGUGUAUCUUGAUUUUUAACGUUUCAGUAUCUGAACUGUAUAAAUUUAGUAACUUUUGCCUGGGAAAUCAGAGCCUGGAACCGGAGGUUUUCAGAAUGACUGUAAGAUAUUUUGAAUUCCCUCUUUUUGUGAUUACCUUCCCAAUUAAAAUACUAUGGGGAGGAAGCUUGCCUAUAAUCUUCUAAAGAGCUUUUUGAGGAGGAGAUAUUAAAUAUUGUUUGUUCAGAUUUAGUGAAAUAAAGAAUGAUUAAAUCUUCGUACAGUAAAAGUCUUGGUAGACUAAUAUUCAUAGGGAAAAUCCC